Eimeria mitis is the source of this 2790-nucleotide messenger RNA. RefSeq lists its product as uncharacterized. The record is from RefSeq and is a predicted model, not a curated record. The transcript has 4 exons. Bases 1 to 2790 code for a protein of 929 amino acids. Lineage: Eukaryota; Apicomplexa; Conoidasida; Eucoccidiorida; Eimeriidae.
AUGCUGCCCCGCAGCAGCAGCAGCAGCAGCAGCAGCAGCAAGACAGAAGCCUUUAUAAACACUCUGUGGCGCCGUUUUCGCGGGCUCUAUCCUGAGCAGCAGCAGCAGCAGCAGCAGGAGGAGCAGCAGCAGUUGCUGCAGCAGCUGCAUCAGCUGCAGCAGGAGCAGCAGCAGCAGCAGCAGCAACUGUCUUCAGAUACGUUUGCUGCUCUGUUUGCUGCUGAGCUUCUUCUCGUUCCUGCUGCUGAUGGCAGCAGCAGAAUACCCAUCACCCUCAUCCUACCGAAACGACUCGCGGGCUGCUUCAAGCAGCAGCAGCAGCAGCAGCUGCUGCAGCAGCAGCAGCAGCAGCAGCAGAUGGUGGGGGGGAUGCAGAGCAACGGCAGCAAGAUAGACUGCUCUAUUGCCUCCGGUUUUUUAUCAUGCAGCAGCAGCAGCAGCAGCAGCAACUACAAUAGCAGCAGCAGCAGCAGCAGCAGCAACUACAAUAGCAGCAGCAACAGCAGCAGCAGGAGCGACAGCAGCAGCAGCAGCAGCAGCAAUAUGUUAUAUAUUCCUGCGAGUUCUCCUUUGCUGCUGCAGUCUCCGUGGUCCAUUGGUGCAGCAGCAGCAGGUGGUAUUCGUUUGCUGCUGCAUGCAUAUGGGGCUUAUAAGGAGCCUCUUGCUGCAGCAUUUGACGCUGCUGCUGCUCUGCUGCUGCAGCAGGGUUGGGGGUUAGGGUUUAUACAUGCACGGGGGGGUGGCGACGCAGAAGGAGAAGAAGCAGCAGCAGGCAGGAGCAGCAAGAAGCAGCAGACAGCAGCAGAUGUUGCUGCUGCUGCUGCUGCACUGCAUGCACUAGGAUUCAGUAACCCACAUAAUACUGCUCUUGCUGCUGCUUCAGCUGGGGCUGUUGCUGCUGCUGCUGCUGCGCUGCUGCUAGCAACCACACCCACUGCACGCACAUUCACCCCCAAACACCAGCAGCAGCAGCAGCAGCAGCAGCAGCAGCAGCGGCAGCAGCAACAGCUGCUGCAGGAGGAACAGGAGCCACAGCAGAAGCAGCAGAACCAUCAGCAUUAUCAUGAUGAGCAGCAGCAGCACCACCACCACCACCACCAACAGCAGCACGACCAACAGCAACAGCAGCAGCAGCAGCAGCAGCAACAGCAGCAGCAGCAGCAGCAGCAGCAGCAGCAGGGUUUAUUUCGUUGCUUGCUGCUAGACCGCCCCUUUGUUGAUGUCUUUGCUGCUAUGGCAGACCCCCUGCUGCCUCUAACACAGCUGGAGACAGAUGAGUGGGGCUGCAUGCACGCAGACAGCAGCAGCAGCAGCAGCAGCAGCAGCAGCAGCAGCAGCAACAGCAGCAGCAGCAUGACAGCAGCAGCAGCAGCAGCAGCAGCAGCAGAGGGGUGUAAACAAGAAGAAGAUCCUUGGGCUAGACUACCGAAACGACUCGCGGGCUGCUUCAAGCAGCAGCAGCAGCAGCAGCAGCUGCAGCAGCAGCAGCUGCAGCAGCAGCAGCAGCAGCAGCAGAUGGUGGGGGGAAUGCAGAGCAACGGCAGCAAGAUAGACUGCUCUAUUGCCUCUGAUUUUUUAUCAUGCAGCAGCAGCAGCAGCAUAAGCAGCAGCAGCAGCAGCAGCAACUACAAUAGCAGCAACAGCAGCAGCAGCAGCAGCGACAGCAGCAGCAGCAGGAGCAGCAGCAAUAUGUUAUAUAUUCCUGCGAGUUCUCCUUUGCUGCUGCAGUCUCCGUGGUCCAUUGGUGCAGCAGCAGCAGGUGGUAUUCGUUUGCUGCUGCAUGCAUAUGGGGCUUAUAAGGAGCCUCUUGCUGCAGCAUUUGACGCUGCUGCUGCUCUGCUGCUGCAGCAGGGUUGGGGUUUAGGGUUUAUACAUGCACGGGGGGGUGGCGACGCAGAAGGAGAAGAGGCAGCAGCAGGCAGGAGCAGCAAGAAGCAGCAGACAGCAGCAGAUGUUGCUGCUGCUGCUGCUGCACUGCAUGCACUAGGAUUCAGUAAUCCACAUAAUACUGCUCUUGCUGCUGCCUCAGCAGGGGCUGUUGCUGCUGCUGCUGCUGCGCUGCUGCUAGCAACCACACCCACUGCACGCAUGUUCACCCCCAAACACCAGCAGCAGCAGCAGCAGCAGCAGCAGCAGCAGGCGCAGCAGCAGCAGCAGGAGGAACAGGAGCCACAGCAGCAGCAGAACCAUCUGCAUUAUCAUGAUGAGCAGCAGCAACAGCAGCACCACCACCACCAACAGCAGCACGACCAACAGCAACAGCAACAGCAGCAGCAGCAACAGCAGCAGCAGCAGCAGCAGCAGCAGCAGCAGGGUUUAUUUCGUUGCUUGCUGCUAGACCGCCCCUUUGUUGAUGUCUUUGCUGCUAUGGCAGACCCCCUGCUGCCUCUAACACAGCUGGAGACAGAUGAGUGGGGCUGCAUGCAUGCAGACAGCAGCAGCAGCAGCAGCAGCAGCAGCAGCAGCAGCAUGACAGCAGCAGCAGCAGCAGCAGCAGCAGCAGAGGGGUGUACACAAGAAGAAGAUCCUUGGGCUGUAUGGACAGCUCUAGCUGAGGCGGAAGCUGCUGCUGCUUGCUGCAGCAUAUCUGCUUAUUGCUGCUACGAGCAGCUGCUGCUGCUGCAGCAGCUGCAGCAGCAACAGCAGCAGCAGCAGCAGCAGCAGCAGCAGCAGAUAGAAACAUAUCUCCCUUCUCCUCUUCCUGCUGCUACGAGCAGCUGCUGCUGCUGCAGCAGCUGCAGCAGCAACAGCAACAGCAGCAGCAGCAGCAGCAGCAGCAGCAGCAGAUAG